Messenger RNA from Sparassis crispa, 1110 nucleotides. RefSeq lists its product as hypothetical. Bases 1 to 1110 code for a protein of 369 amino acids. The transcript is spliced from 4 exons. The record is from RefSeq and is a predicted model, not a curated record. Lineage: Eukaryota; Fungi; Basidiomycota; Agaricomycetes; Polyporales; Sparassidaceae.
AUGCCAGUCGCGCCAGUAGACGAUCAUGGCACUGUGCUCUACUAUGAGGACAGCGGCACUCCACCAGCAAGCUCGAACUACACCACCAUCGUACUGUUGCAUGGAGCGUGUUUUUACGGCCCAAUCUUCAGGCCUCUGCUUCCGUUCGCGGCGAGCAACAAUUUGCGCCUUGUUCUCGUCAACCUGCGGGACUACCCAGGCUCAACACCAUUCAGCCCUGCAGAACUGAGGGCAAUUCGCGAGAAUCCGAGCGAUGCGAUUCAAGCGCGCGGAUUCGAGCUCGCCGCUUUCUUAUCUUGGUUCGUGGAAAGGGAGAAGAUCCCUCCAAUCUCCGAGAGUUCGGACGCGCUGCAUGUUCGUAUUGGCGGCCUCGCGGUCCUCGGAUGGUCUGCGGGCAACUACCAGACACUCUCCAUCCUUGCGCAUGCCGAGAAGUUGCCGGAGGUAACGAGGACAUUGCUGAAUGCGUAUCUGAGAUGCGUCAUAUUUUAUGACGGCUCCUCAUCGUGCAUUGGUGAACCCCUUUCGAAAGGGAUGUACAACCCCCUGGCCGACCCAAACCUUAGUGACGCACAGAAGUGGGAGCGUGCUCCAACUUGGCUGUCCUCCUAUUACACGAAACUCGAGUUGGAUCUCGCCUCCGAGACUUCCGCGUUCACGUCCGCUCUAAUCGCUCGUGUGCCCCUUCACGAGGCAGUAGUCGCAGGGAGCGCCGAUUCACGGUGGACACCCACAGUACAGCGGAUGUCUGUGGACGAACUCAAGAGUGUCUUCUAUGGUGAGGUCCUCAGGCGCUCACAAAUGCCAAUAGUGAACAUCGAUGCAAGAAUAUACAAGGAGAAUUUCGACCGUGCAUUGUUCGGUUUUCCCUCCAACUCUUCCGAGGUGCGCAGUGCGGAGGACUUGGUAUGGCCGAAUGUCAGCAUCCAAGUAUUGUGGUGUGAUAUGAGCAUGAGCAGUGGUCCGUAUGCUGUCCACCAUAUUGUCCGCCUUCGUGAAAGUACUAAGGGGGGAAGAACGGUGGGGAUCCACAGGCUGGAGGAUGCAAACCAUUUUGCGCAUUGGGACUACCCUGAGAGAUUUGUGCGUUUUCUUGCGGGUCUGAUAUGA